CUGCCACCCACCUGCCGGGGAGCGGCCAGCCCAGCCGUAAGGAGGGGGCAGCCCUGCCCUCCCAGCCCCCGAUGACCUGAUCUCGCCUCCUCUCUGUGUUCCCGAGGGGGCCGGCGUGAGAGAGCCGGUCUCAGCUCGCCCCAGGCUGCCCUGCUACUUGCCCAGGUGACCAGCUGGGAUCCCUGGACUUGCCCGCAGCCUUCUCGGGAGGGCUCCUCUCCCGCCCACCGCCUGGCUCCGGAGCAUCUGUUGCUGACUGAACAGCCUGGCCCCGAUGGAUGCAGCCGCCCUCGCCAGCCCCCGCUCGCCAUGCCCUUCUGGCUGAGCCCCCCGGCACUGGGGCCGUUCCUCACGGGGGAGCUCCGCGCCCGUCCCUGCCUCCGGAGCCCCCAUUGCGCAGCCCCCCAUCUGAGCUCUCGCGUUACACUGCUGCUGGCUGCCAUGGGGCUGGGGCCAGCUGCCUCCUAGGUGCCGGCGCUCGGCUUCGGACUGCUGUUCAUCCUCUCCCCGCUGCCCGGGCCUCUUCUCCCCUCCCCGCUGCACCCCAGGGUCGGCCCCGGGGGGCUGCCGUCCUCCCCUGCCUCUGCUGUGAGCCCUUGUCCCGGUCCGCUCCCCGCCGUCUCUCCCUCUCCCCAGCCGUGCGGAAACCUGCCGUGACUCUGUGGGGGAGGAGGAGCGGUGGGAACAUGGAAGAGAAGCGGCAGGCGCAUCAGGUUGAAAUCGACCCGGAUUUUGAACCCCAGAGCCGGCCUCGUUCCUGCACCUGGCCGCUGCCUCACCCCGACUUCUCCGGGGAGGAGGAGGACGGAGGCGCGGCGGCAGCCGGUGGCUCCCGAGCCGCCGCGGCCGGCGGAGCGGCAGAGGUCUCGGAGAACACAGGAGCCGUGGCGGAUCGCAAAGCCGCUUCCGCGCUGCCUUCGCUGGGGGCGGAUGUUGGACAGCUCCGCAAGGCGAAGAACUCGCGGCGCAAUGCCUGGGGCAACCUGUCCUACGCGGAUCUCAUCACCAAGGCCAUCGAGAGCUCCCCGGAGAAGCGGCUCACCUUGUCCCAGAUCUACGACUGGAUGGUCAGAUACGUUCCCUACUUUAAGGAUAAAGGAGACAGCAACAGCUCUGCCGGCUGGAAGAACUCGAUUCGGCACAACCUGUCCCUGCACACCCGCUUCAUCCGCGUGCAGAAUGAGGGCACCGGCAAGAGCUCCUGGUGGAUGCUGAACCCCGAGGGUGGCAAGACCGGCAAGCCGCCGCGUCGGCGCUCAGUGUCCAUGGACAACAACAGCAAGUUCCUGCGCAUCAAAGGGAAAGCCAGCAAGAAGAAGCAGCUGCAGGCGACUCAGGAGCGUGGGGAGGAGAGCCCGUCCUCUCAGCAGGCCAAGUGGUCUGAGAGCCCUGCCUCCCACGCCAGCGAUGAGUAUGACGCCUGGGCCGACUUCCGGACACGGGCCAACUCCUCGGCCAGCACGCUGGGUGGGCGCCUCUCCCCAAUCAUGUCCAGCCACGAGCCGGAUGAGCUGGAAGAGGAUGACGGCACCCCAUCCUCCCCGCUGAUGUACCCCAGCCCCUCCAGCACCAUGUCUCCCUCCCUAAGCAGCCGGUGCUCCGUGGAGCUGCCCCGGCUGACCGACCUGACCGGCACCAUCAGCCUGAAUGAAGGGCUUGGUGAGAGCCUGCUGGACGAUCUGCAGGACAACUACAACAUGAGCCCUUCGCAGCCGCUGCCCUCGGGCAGCCUCAGGCAGAGGAGCUCCAGCUUCACCUUCAACUCCAAGUGCUCGACGCUCGGGGCAGCCACCAGCACGUACUGUGGGACCAUCUACAGCCAGCCCGCCAUGAACCUGCUGCGGCGCCUGCCCAUGCAGACCAUCCAGGAGAACAAGCAAGCUACCUUCUCCCCCGCCGGCUCCUACCGGAACGCCUCGCUGCAGGACCUGCUCUCCUCCAUCUCCUACGCGCACAAGGAGAGCAUGGCUCAGGGCGAGCCACCCAUGGCCCAGGGCAGCGUCCUGGCCCCGUCCCGCAGCCACAGACAGAGCGCCCUCAUGUGUGGAGGCGGGGAGCUGGGCUUGUCCUCUUACCCCGCCCACUCGGCCUCCCUCAUGAAGAGCAACACUUUGUACCACCCGUCACCAGCCAGCCACCACCCUGCUGUCAGCAACAGUGCCUUACCCACUCCUAUCAGCCUUCUGAGCUUGCCUAGUGACUCUUGCAGCCUGGCAGCCAUGCCCCACCACGGGCAUCUCCAUCCCUACGUCAAUACCCAAGGGACACACAUGAGCUUGCUGGAUUCCCUCCAGGGCCCUUACCAAGGGGCGAAUCACCCCCCUGUUUUGGGCCAGGACAGGUUCCCAGCAGACCUUGACCUGGACAUGUUCAAUGGCAGCUUGGAGUGUGACGUGGAGUCCAUUAUCCUCAAUGACUUUAUGGACAGCGAUGAGAUGGACUUCAAUUUCGACUCGGCCCUGCCCCCGCAGAACGGCCUCAACAUGGCCACGCUGCCCAGCGCCCCCCAGCCCCCCAACCAGAGCUGGGUGCCUGGCUGAGACGAAGCCAGAUGCUUCCCACCAAGGAAUCACCUGGGGAACAGUGACACAGACUUUUUUUUUCUUUCUCUUCUGCCUUUAUUUGUUCUGAUGGGCUAGAGCCAUCUGUUAAACCUGAGAGCCACCCUGAGCACAAGCCGCAGGGUGACAGAGCCGUCCGGGCGCAGGACACAGCCCCGCCAACCAGUGCAGACUUGGGGUUCACCCGCAUUGAUGUGUGCACCACACUAGCUAGCUCAGGCUGUGCUGGGGAGCCCCAGGCUCAUGCCAGUUCUUUCCCUAGCACAUUGGGUGUGGGCGCAAAGGCAGCCUGGAAUCCGUCAUGCCCUGUCCCGCCUCCGCCCUUAGCGGAGUUCCCAGGUGAGGCAGUGCAGAGGCUGGGCCCAAGGCAUUUGCAUUUGUCAGAAUAAGCUUUCCAAAUGGCCCCACCUUUUGUGCUCGUUUGGUUUGGUUCUCCUGGCUACCUACAGGGGGUGGCGGCCCUGGAGCAGAGGCACAGUGACGGCAAAGGCCCUUGGUUUCCAGGGCAGCUGCAGCCAUCAGGAGCGGUUGGCUGGCUCCCCCCAGCAGUCAGCGCUAGUGUCAGCCUGCAGCCCCUUCCACCCACUCACCCGGCAGCAAACCAGUGGAUUUCCGUGUACUGUUUAAGCCUAUCCUAGAACCUGAUAUAACCCGGGGUAGCUGGAGAGCCAGGGAAAGCCUCUGAACUCUGGAGCUAGCAGCUGGGGCUGCCUGCUGGCAGCACCCACGCGCAUGGGGCUCUCUCCAGAGUUUGCUUCUGGAUUCUGAGCCAGUUUGAUCUCAGCCAAAUUUGGGGAUGGCCACAUUUUCAAUCAUCAGUGCCUGCAAAAAUCCCAACCCACCGACGACUGGCAGCUGUCUGUAAACAACAUGCAUUGUGCCACGCACAGUCGGUGCGUGUGUGGGCGGGGGCACAGGCGUGCAUGCCCUGAACUGGCUUUGCAGGUGUGUGCUUUGCAGGCCCAGGAGCCUGUGUGAGGCUCUGUUGGGAGGGGCAUGCUGCUAGCCUGGAUCCCAGCUGGAGAGGUAGGCGGGGGAAAGUUGAAGGUGGAGGGGAGUUAUUUAUUUGAUUUUAUGCACUCUCUUGCCAUUGAAUAAUCACCUUGUUAGAUGAGCAAACGGGCGAGCCGUGCUGGGAGCUGGGGAGGCAGUCUGCAGGCAGUGCGUGCUCAUGGGAGAUGGUAGUUAAUAUCAGGGAUGUGCGGAGGGCUAGGAGCUGAUUGCAAAACCUGGAUCUGGCUUGUGAUGCAGAACAUUCCCAGAGUUUGGGUGCUCAGUGCCAGGGCACUGGACCUCCCCAUUGGACUUGGGGUUCAAACACCUGCUUCCCUCUUCGGAGCUCACUGUGCCCCUGCAUUUUCAAGACCAGCAAACCCUUCCCUCCCCCGCCCCAGGGUCGUAUGCAGGCUCUGGGCAGGUGCCUGGGGCUGCCAGGCAAGGGAGAGGUGCUAUUGCUGCCCACAGCAGGGGGGCUAACUGUCCGGCAGCCUGCUUUCUGAGCACUGCCCACCUCAUCUGGGCGGCCCAGGCCAGCUGUGCAAAGAGCACCGCCUUUGGGAAGGAUCCUUUCCAAUAAGUGAGAAGGGCCCAGAAGAGCCAGGAGUGGCUGGCAGCUGCAAUGCAGGCACAACUGAGCAGUGGGCUGUGCUGGCCCCAUGCCAGGCAGGAAUCCCCACCCAUCGGCUUGUGUUCAGCAACCACCGGCCUGAGGCAGACCCAUAGCCCCAGGGCAUCUCCAAACUGCCCAGGACCUUGUAGACAGUCCCUGGAUCUCAACAAGUCGAGCCCAAACACUGUCUGAGCUCUGGGGCUGGAGCCCUUCUUUGGGGGUCCAGCUCCUCCUUAACCAGGGCACGGCUCCUGGCUCUGAAAUGAAGACACAUGUUGUUUCUGCUGCGCUUUGCUCUGCGAUCCCCGGUUGUUGGACCCUGAGCCUCUACCAACCAGGGCGCAAACCCCUGGGUGGGAACCGAGGUUUCUGUGAACUCUGACUGUAGGACACAGGCCUGGCGCUUCCCAGCAGGGAGAGGGAUAUUUGCCCCCCAAAUGAUCUUCCGGGGCCCCAAAGUAUAGUCAGAGAGGCCGAACUAUGUAGUGAGCUACCCAGCGCUGAGCAGUGACAAACUACUGACGCCAGAGUCAAAUUUUAUUCUCUUAAAUUCCGAGAUUCCCCAGGUCUAACCAGCCCUGGGUGCCUGGAAGGCUGGUUGUGUUUUAAACAGCAGCCUCCAGGGACCUCAACACACACACCAAGAAAGGGACCCUAGAACUGGCCCUGGCAUAAUCCCACGUAGCUGGGAACUGGGGCUCCCUGGCUCCGUGGGGCGACGAGGGUUCUGUGGCCAGGUGGUGUAGAAAGCAUCUGGAGCCUCCUGCAUUGGCCCAUGGAGCCUGUGGCUCUGUGGUCUGGAUUCAGGCUUGUCCCCCACAGGAGCAGCCAGCACAGGCACAUCUGAAAGGCAGCGUAGAUCUGAGCUGCUGAAUGGGAGGAGAUGGUCCCCGUCCCUACGUAAGGUGGAGCCCUGAAGGGUGCUGCCCUCCUCCGUGGGGCUGUCCCAUGCCCCUCCCCUGCAGCCCCCCUCCUUUCUCUGUGAAUGGCCCAGAAGCACCAAGCACUGUCAGGCACAGAGAAAGGGGUCAGUUUGUUAAAGUCCCCAUCUCUCUCUCGCACCACUCCAGCAAUUCUCCCAGCCCCCAGCAUCACAGCCGCUGCAUCUUCCAGGGGCCUGAUGAAGGCCAUAGGAGACCUAGCAGCUGCUCCUUGCCUGGGGCAGAGUGGCGCCCUGCGGUGGGCAUACGCCAUGUCCUCUCGCCUCACCUAGCCAGGAUCCAUCAGGUACCCGGCAUGUGUCUAUGGUGGGAAAUAACAAAGGAGCCCAUUGAUGUACCAUUGAUGAUGUUUGCUCCAGGUACAUAGAGGUCGUAGUCUAUUUAUAAAGACAUUAUUACCAAUUAAUUAUGUUUACAUUGUUGGAUCAUGUACAGAAUUUAAUAUAUUCUAUUCUAGAUAUUCUUUCUCAGAGGUUUUUUUAAAAAUUAUUAUGAUUUGGUUGAUAGCAUACAUUCAUCCAGUCAGUUUCGACCUUCUCAUUCUGUUUUCAGAUGUAUUUAAUUCAUUGCAGAAAGAAAUCGUCAAUGACAGAUGGGUAUGAAAUACCCAGCCCCUCGCCCUGCCCUAGCCUGGGGUAGAGAGGAUGGGUGUGGCAGGGUGCUUUGCUUACCAUGGGGCUGGCGGCUGCAGGGCUGGGACCACCUAUUAGCACCAAGGGUGUUCAGGGAGCAGUGCUGCCCUAUGUGGGAGAAAGGAGGGAGCUACCUCCUUCCAAACACCUGAUCUUCCAGGCACAUCCCCAGCAGCACGAUAGAGGAUGAUGCCGUUAGGCACUGGAUGGCAUGUGCCCCUGGCACGUGGCAUCAGGCGGGCACCCCGCCCACCCCACCAGCACCAGCCACACGCUUGGGGCUUUGGAUCCGGCAUCAGUGCAUCACCCCCCUUGGUGGCAGGGCCAGUGGCACAGGCUGGCACAGUCCUUGCCAGGCUUGGCUCUGCUGCAAAGUCUCUGCUCCUCUCAGGUGCUUUCGUUCCUGCUUUGGGAGAGAGGGGAUGGAGAGGGGAGACAUGCCAUCAUCUGGCAGGGAACCCAGCCCAGGCGAGGCCUUGUUCUGUCCUGGGGAUGGAACAGGCUCACGGGGGUGCUCAGUGCCCAGUCACCACUCCUGCUUUCUGCCAGUCUCAGGGACUCUCCCUGCUCUCUGCAGCCCGGGCGCCUCUACCUGCCUCUGCCCCAGCCCCCGGAGCUCAGUGCCAGCUGGGCCUUUCAGCUUACACCCCUCCCCCCCAAGGAGAUGGGAAGAGGGACAGAGAUGCCCAGGGAGCCCCUUGGCCUUGCCCAGCCCUGAGUAUCUGUCGGUACUGAGAGGAAGCAGCCGGAGGCCUCAGUCAGAGAAGAGCUCCCCUCACCCCCGGCAUUCCCUGUGCCUGCGCCCCUUGCCCUGCCUCGCCGUGUGUUUGACCUGGGAGGCCAGCCCCGGGCACGUCGUCUUGCGAAACUGUCUGUGGUUCGUGACCGUGGGGUUGUCGUGUUUACGGUGGAGUUGUGUUGGUAAGCAUUGUGUGUGCCGUCGUUGUGCAGUGCAAGGGGUGUGGUGACGGGCAGGGAGCUUGGCAGGGCGACCCAGUGACACCCACGCCCUCAGCCCCAGGCCUGCGCGGGGGAGUUUCGAUGCAGGACGCGAGGAGCCUGGGCAGGAGCCAAGGGACCUGUGCAGCACCCCGAGUGCCGGGGGGAGCGGAGAGGAGGGCUGUGCGUGUGGGCCAGGGCUGCUCGGGGAUCGGGAUGGAGACGGAGGCGAGGCACAUUGGGACAGAUUAGGUCGGGCGGGGUCAGUCAUUCCCUUGCAGCUCCAUUUCCCUCCUGGCCCUGGGCCCCCGGGCUCCUGUAUGCAAGGGUCAGACAAUACGUGCACAGGCCUGGUCUGGUCCCCUGCCCGCCACCUGUGUAGAGACUGGGGCUGGAGAGCUGCUCUCCCUGGUGGAAUUGCUGCAGUUCUGACCCCCGUCAGGGGCUGCCAGCAACCCCCCACUGCAGCUGGGGGUCACAGGGCUGCUGACAGCCCCGCGCGCUGUGAGCUGGCUCCGUGCUCUGGCGCAGUCUGCGCAGGCCCACGGUGAGGAGCCGCACACGAGGCUGGGUAGGCCGAGGCUCUCUGCCCUGUGAGCACACGGCUGUGGUGUCUGCACUAGACAGGCUGUUGUCACGUGGCUUGGCCAUAAGUCCACGUUUAAACACAGCUUCGGUGUCACGUCCAGGGAGUUCUGGAGACAGCUGGGCGGCCCUGCCAGGCCACGCUGGGACUCCAGGUCAGUGGCCAUGUGCCAAGCCACCAGCCGCUCGGCUCCUAGCAUGGCUGGGAGCACAGAGAAGGAGAAGGCCGGUUCUUUGAUUUGAAGGACUCAUGGGGGUUAUUUUAAAUCUCCCUCAGGACAUAGGUCCCCAAGCACAGCCCAUACUCAGCCCCCCUGAGAGACUCCUCUUCUGGACUUCCCACUCAGUUCCCUAGCACACUGUCCCUCUCUGCCCCAUGCUUCCAGCCUGGCUCCCACAUCUGGCCUGGUGGGACCUGGCUUCAGUGAUGGGCACACAAGCCAGGAGCAAUCUGAUAGCGGAGCUGGCUCCCCAGAGGGACUGGCUCCAGCAGUUUGCUUUAUACAGAUGUUUCAGUUCAUUCUUUCCCUCAUAUUUAUAACUGUACAGACUUGGGGGGAGGGUUUCGGACAGGCUGUUAUCUCUCACCGCACAUAUAUUGUAGGCAAUGUAACCUUCUUGAUUGUGCUAUUAGAGUUCGUGUAUGUGGCAAUGUAAAGAACUGUGUAUA
This is a messenger RNA of Chelonoidis abingdonii (Abingdon island giant tortoise), 7937 nucleotides long. It is a transcript of the gene FOXO6, whose product is annotated as forkhead box O6. Gene Ontology annotation, molecular function: DNA-binding transcription factor activity, RNA polymerase II-specific; RNA polymerase II cis-regulatory region sequence-specific DNA binding. Gene Ontology annotation, biological process: regulation of transcription by RNA polymerase II. The record is from RefSeq and is a predicted model, not a curated record. Lineage: Eukaryota; Metazoa; Chordata; Testudines; Testudinidae. Gene Ontology annotation, cellular component: nucleus.